GAUCCGCGCGUCCAGUCUAGAUAACAUCCAUCCAAAAAACCCGCAGCUCUCUCCAAACCCCCUUCAAUUUCCAUAUAUUCACACUCCUGCCACAUUUGCCAUUUUCAAUUUUUAUUCUCCCUUCUUCUGUAGUUAUCCUCAACGAUGGCGAGAGGUGCUUCUCAAUCGCAAACCACCUCCUCUUCUUCCUCUUCCCGUGCUGGAGUUGCGGCUCCUCGCGGCUCCGCUGCCGCCACUGCUGGGAUGCGCCGCCGCCGCGUCUUAUCCUCCGGAUCCUCCUCCGGCGGUGGUAGCGGUAGCGGAAUCGGAGCCCCUGGCGGCAACAUGCUUCGAUUCUACACCGAUGAUGCGCCGGGCUUGAAGAUCUCGCCCACGAUAGUCCUGGUGAUAAGUCUCUGCUUCAUUGGCUUUGUCACUGCUCUCCAUGUCUUUGGCAAGCUAUAUCGCAGCAAGGUUAGUCCCUGAGCGUACAACCCGAAUAAAAAAAAAAGGAUCGCUUUCUAUUUCGGAUCUUUGACUCGGCAGUUGAAUGCUUUGUUUCCUUUUUUUUUUUUUUGAUAUUUCUGUAAAUAAUCAUGGCAGGAAAAAAGGUUGCGGAUAGUUUUGUUUCUUUUCCUUUGGAUAGUAUUGUUACUUUCAAAGUAACUUUUUUAUUUUACUUUAUGUAUUUAUUUA
Populus nigra (black poplar) is the source of this 675-nucleotide messenger RNA. Its product is annotated as protein transport protein Sec61 subunit beta. Bases 145 to 465 code for a protein of 106 amino acids. Lineage: Eukaryota; Viridiplantae; Streptophyta; Magnoliopsida; Malpighiales; Salicaceae. Gene Ontology annotation, cellular component: Sec61 translocon complex. The transcript has a single exon. The record is from RefSeq and is a predicted model, not a curated record. Gene Ontology annotation, biological process: intracellular protein transport.